UGCGCUUGGGCGUAAUAUUAAAACUGCACGAGGGGAAUUAACAGAAACGGAAAAAUCGUUGUGUUCACAAGAAACUCUGGGAAAACCCGCUUCGCUUUGGGUGCGGUCAGUUCAGUCCUUUAAACCUGCGAUAUCAGACCCUCACCACCUGUCAUCAUCACCGACUAACUUCAUCAAAUCCACCCAGGCUGAUUUGGUUCGUGUUGGUGUGAAAACACCGUCGCGGGCCAUUUUGUGGCUGGCAUUCCCCGUUCAGACUGAAAGAGGAAGUUCUCCUCAGUAGCUGCGAGUUCUCUUAACCGAAAGUGAAAGAGGAUAAAGGGAGAAAAUGGCGGAGGCAGCCCGAGAGCUCUUAGUGUUUCUGCUUGUUGUCGGAGUGGGUCCUAUAUUUUGUGUUGAGGUUGCUGUUGAGACUGGGAAAAAUCACACUUUCAAGUCUUCUGCAUCAGGAAAGAUUGAGACCAUUCUGUGGAAGUUCAGCAAGAACAAAGUGGUUGAGUUUGAAGGUGGUGACGUUACGUGGUAUAGAUUUGAAUCUCGAGCAGGUCUUGAUACUAAAACUGGAGACUUCACGCUUAAGCAGCUGCGUAAAGAGGACAGUGGUCAUUACCAGUCUGAAAUCCAGGUGGAUGGAAAGCUUCAGUAUUCUGACCAUGUUAUUAAAGUGAUGGAUGCAGUGCCAGUGCCUAACGUGACCUGUCAUGCAAACAGUACAACAGCAACACUUCGGUGUACAGUGGACUCUUCGGUUCAGGCAAAUCUUGAGUGGAGUGGCCCUAAUGAUGAUAAAAAAACUGAAGAGAUAAUCGUCGUCCCCAAACAACAAGCAAUUUACAUCUGCACCGCGCAAAAUGCUUUGAACAAGGCGAGCAGAGAGUUCUCUCUCGCAGAUUGUAACACAGAUGGAUCUGACGGACUACUUGCUGGCAUUCUUGCUGCUGUUUUUGUUUUAAUUGCUGGUGGGGCUGUUACUGGUGUUGUAUUGUAUAGAAAAAAAAAGAACUGUGGGAGAAAUAACAUAGAAGAAGCAGGUUUUGAUAAGAAUCCGAACAAUACUGAUGAGGCAAGUGUACUUUUGCAAGAGACACCAGCAGGUUUUGAUAAGAAUCCGAACAAUACUGAUGAGGCAAGUGUACUUUUGCAAGAGACACCAGCAGGUUUUGAUAAGAAUCCGAACAAUACUGAUGAGGCAAGUGUACUUUUGCAAGAGACACCAGAAAUCAAUGAGAAAAGUGAUCAAGCCCUAGAGAGAGAUGAAAGUGAUAAAAGCACAGACAAUCACUUGGAGAGGCAAGAAUCACAUCUAGACAAGUUACCUAGUCAACAAAAUGAAGACAAGAAAAGUCAGGAAACCAUCCUUAAAACUGAAAGUGAGGAGAGCAACAAGCCAUCAGAGGAGGAAGAGCAGAUACCUGUGAAUAAAGUUUUAACUGAAGGCAAUCAAGAAAAUACUUUAAAAACUGACACUGAGCCUCAAAUACAAGAUGCAAAAGGACAGUCAGAAGAACAGUCAGUUGCAGAAGAAGACAAAGAGAAGAAGGAGCAAUAUGAUCCUGCAAUGGAUGAAAGACCAAAUACAAGCUCUUUUUUUAAUGGUGAGAUGAGUCCGCCUGCUGAACCCACUGUUCUGGAGGAGACCCAGUCUGAAAACAAGGACAAUCUCUCAGGCAGCACGGAGGGCAUGGGUCAGUGUGUGGAAAAUGGAGUGGGUGCAGGUUGUUACAGUGAGGAGAAGCAAGAAAGUGCUGGACAGAACCCUGAGGAGAGUCCGCUUGCUGCAGCCAAUGGUCCAGAGAAUCCACACACUGAAAACAAUGGAAACGCUUCAAGCAGCAUACCUGAUGAAGACCAGAGAGUGAAAAAAGAAAGCAAUCAAGGAAGAGUUGGGAACACAGUAAAGGAGAUUGAGAGUCGGCUAUGGAAGCCAAGAGAGAUUUUUUCAAAGGAAACUAACCAGGAAAAUGGUAACAUCUAAAUUGAUCAAAUAUCUACAUAAUAAGAAAAUACAAGCACUGAAUGGCUGGGUUCAUGACCCUGUCCUCUCAAAUCAGUCAUGACCCAGGCCAGGGGUUAGUAACGUUAUAGCACAGUAACUGUCAACCACACAGCAAGUACAUGGCGUUACUAACCAUAAAUAAACAACUACAGCCAUAUGUGAACGCUUUUUUGUUUGUCAGCUAAUCAAAUAAUGUUGCUUUUUUGCUGCUAACAAGCAUUUUUCAGUUCACUUUUUCAAAACUCUUUACACACCUGUCUGCAGAAGGAAUAAGCUAGGUAUACAGCUGUCAAAACGCUGAAAAAAAAAUAUUAAAAUAAACCCAUUCCAUCAAAAGAUCAGAACAGUAGUACAUUUAGCAAAAUAGAUUUUUGUCAGAGCACAAUCAGAUAAAAAACUAUCAUUGUCAGCAUUAUGGUAGAUCCAUUGUGGUAUAUAAAUCUGUGACAUGGUAAAGAAUUAUUUGUUCUUUGUUGUUUGUUUUGUAAUGAACUUAUUAUUCUUUGGUUGAUGAUGUAAAUAAUGUAUAGGAAUAAAAAUGAUAUCUAGCACAAUCUGACAAUGGAAAAAAAAAACGUAGUGCUUAGUCUACCUGGUCUGUGUCAUUUGGCCACAUGUUCUCCAUAUCACGCCUAUUAUCCUCUCUUACCUAUUUACAGUGCAGGGCCUAUAAUGGACCAUCCAUUGUGAACACAAUAACUCCAGAAUAACUCCAACAGCAGGUAGGCCUUUGGCUGAGACCUGUUUACAUGCAUUCAGUCAGCGGUUUGGCUCCAUAAUCUUUAUAAUUUUUGUCUUGUCGAUGUAUAGUAUGUUUUAUUAUAUAAGUAUGUUUUAAUAUUAUAAGUUUAUAAUAUUAGUAUGGUAUUCGUGUUAGUUUGUGGAGUUGUGUUUUUAAUACUGGAUGCAAGUAUGUGGUUGGUGUAUGGUAGUGGGUUACCUCUGCCUUCUAUGCUGGAGACUGGGGUUGAAUCCCUAGGUAAACCUAGGUAAGCAUGCUGCACUAUACCAAAAAGAGUCCUUGGGCAAGACUCCUAACACUACCAUCGCCUAUGUAAAAAAAAAAGUUUAAAUUGUACGUCACUCUGGCUAAGAGCGUCUGCCAAAUGCUGUAAAAAGUAUGCAAUUUUAGCUGUAUAAAUAAUAAAUUAUAGCUGUAUGUACUCUGAUUUGCUCAAAGCUGACAGUGAAGGACAAGUGAACAUAAGAAUUUUGGAAAUUAUGUUCACGGAAUGCAUUACAUAUUCAAGAAAGUUCAUGGAUGGUCCAAACAGAGUGCUGUUUUGCUAACUGUGUAAGAGUUGUAGAAAAGAGAACACUAAAUGGAAAUGCUUGUUAUACAUCUAAAACCUAGCUUGAUUAACUGCUCAGCUGCACGCUGCUGCACUUCACUAACACAAUCACAGCGUGAUAUUAUAGUGGUGAACCCAAAGAUAUUUAUCUGAAAUGCACAUACGCUGUUUAUACGCAUACACUAUGCACAGUGUACUGAACAUGAACUGGAAGUGAUGCCAGUGGCAGCCCAGCCAAACACCAGGGGUGCUUCAAUCCACUCUCAGUAGAGGAGCAGUGAAGGUGCCACUACAGUAUUGUUGGUAGUGGUUUGUGGUGAUUUUUUUAAUUUGUUGUUAAUCUUUUUCAGCCAUCUCUUAUAUUCUAUUAUAUUCUAGACUUUUUAGUUUAUAUAUGUCUGUUGAUUACUUGAUUAUUAGAGUCAUAUAGGUUACUGUUUGGUUGGUUAGUUCCCAGAAUUCAUUGUAUAGAUGUUUGUGUGUUGAAUGUGAGUUUAAAUUGUUAAAUUUUAAAAAAUCUAGUUUUGUCUUAUUUUUCUGGUGUGUUCAGAUUUGCAUGAUGUGAAUACACUGCGCAAGGCUAGGGGGACAAAAAGAUGAGACCCAAAGGCCCAUCAGAAUGAUCAGUAAGGAUCUUCAGUGGGUCUCUGCCCAAGUGUGUUGUAAAAUGAAUUUCAUUGAGAUCCUUAGGAUUUUUUUUUUCAUUCUUUGAAAAAGCAGCAAAUUACUAAGGUAUUUGAAACCUCACAUUGUAAAACGGUGGCAAGUUGCUGUAAUUAUUUUAUGUAUAAAAACUGACUGUUACAGUGGUGCAAUGGAAGAUUAUCUAAUAUUGCAUUGACAGAUUUAAAUGUCAAUCUAUUGAAUGCCCAUUAUCUAUCUGCUUAUGUUGACAUUUCGGGUUUACCUUGUGCAAAUGUUUGUUACCCCUUGGCUCAUUAAAUGCAAUAAACUUGACAGUAGAAAUGUA
Messenger RNA from Pygocentrus nattereri (red-bellied piranha), 4258 nucleotides. RefSeq names its product ABC transporter F family member 4-like. NCBI's taxonomy places the organism in Eukaryota, Metazoa, Chordata, Actinopteri, Characiformes, Serrasalmidae. The transcript is spliced from 15 exons. The record is from RefSeq and is a predicted model, not a curated record. The coding region runs from base 329 to 1975 and encodes 548 amino acids.